Molecule: messenger RNA, 1133 nt
Organism: Durotheca rogersii
Lineage: Eukaryota; Fungi; Ascomycota; Sordariomycetes; Xylariales; Xylariaceae
Exons: 2
Coding region: 103-927 (274 amino acids)
Biological process (GO): N-acetylglucosamine metabolic process
Cellular component (GO): cytoplasm
Source: RefSeq, a predicted model, not a curated record
UGACGGCACACUUGGAGCUAAUAUUGGCAGUAUUUCCUCGCCGAGGCAGGCUGAACUUGAGAUCACCGCCCGUCCUAUCCUACGCGGACAUGCACCUGGCGCAUGCACGCCUACCUGGAGACGCCUAGGCACCUACCGGGGCACCACAUGGCCGAAAACGCGGAAACGAGCACAUCGCCCGGCGAGCACGAAAAGAUGGACAGCCUCGACGAGCCGCCACCGCCGCCGCCGCAGGAACCCGCUCUCCCCUACUGGCAGGUCAACGUGCCGGAGGCGGAGCGCGAGGCGACGUGCCCGGCGUUCCUGCGGGAGCUGAGCGCGAAGGACCGGGGGAUCAUCGGGACUCCGGACGCGGCGUACCGGCGGGCGACGUGGGGGGAGGUGCGGGCGAUGGCGGCGGAGAACCGGCUGGACGCGUUCCGGCGCGUGCCGUCGGACCUGCGGCGGUACCUGGCGUACGGUGCGGCGCUGCGGCGCGAGCACGGCAGCGUGCUGGCCUUCGUGCUGGCGCACCGCCUGCGCUGGCCCGCCGCCGACGUCGCCCGCCCCCCGCGCCGCCCCCUGUUCCCCCCCGUCUCCCCCGCCGCCGCCGACGACCCCGACGUCCGCGUCCUCCGCAACGACUGGCCCUACGGCGUCGACCCCCGCAUUGUCCACCUCGUCGUCUGGACCAAGUUCGCCCUCCCCGAGGACCCCGCCACCGGCGACCUCACCGACGACGCCCGCGCCGAGGUCGACGCCUACGUGCAGCGAACCUUUACGUCCAGGGUGCCGCCGGAUCGUGUCAUCUGGUUCAAGAACUGGCGCUCUCUGAAGUCGGUCCACGCCAUCGAGCACUUCCACGUCAUGCUCUACGACCCGGACCCGCGGUUCGUCGACGAGAUCACGCACGGCGACGUGCCGCUCUGCGAGAGGGCCCUGGAGUAGCCCUCUCGCAUCCAUCUUUGCCCUCCCCAUUCUUCGUAUCCCCGCUCCCGCUCCCGCUCCCGGGUUGCUACGCACGCUACUGCCCGCGCGGUAGACCGAUGGACGGUGGCAGAUAGGGUCGGCGCGCACGAUGCGAGCGAGCAAUCGCUUCCUGGGUUGGAUAGUGUGCUGGGCGGAGGACGGUUCAGAGCGCGGAUGCAGGCGGC